AUGGUGGGUCUGUCAACUUCGGACGUCCACCCCACCAUGGGGGUCAAUAUCUUCUCAGCUGGAGUGUCCGCCUGCUUGGCGGAUGUGAUCACCUUUCCGUUGGACACGGCGAAAGUUCGACUACAGAUCCAAGGUGAAUGCCAGACUUCCAGUGCCAUUAGAUAUAAAGGUGUCUUGGGAACAAUCAGCACUCUGGCGAAAACAGAAGGGUUAGCAAAACUCUAUAGUGGGCUACCUGCUGGACUGCAGAGACAAAUCAGCUCUGCCUCUCUUAGGAUUGGCCUCUAUGACACCGUCCAGGAGUACUUCACAGAUGGCAAAGAAACACCAGCUAGUUUAGGAAGCAAGAUCUUGGCUGGCCUAACCACUGGAGGAGUGGCAGUGUUCAUUGGGCAACCUACGGAGGUAGUGAAGGUCAGACUGCAAGCACAGAGCCAUCUACAUGGUCUGAAACCACGCUACACUGGGACUUAUAAUGCUUACAGAAUUAUCGCAACAACAGAAAGCUUCACAACUCUUUGGAAAGGAACCUCUCCCAAUCUCCUAAGAAAUGUCAUCAUCAAUUGCUCAGAGCUAGUAACGUAUGACCUAAUGAAGGAGACCUUUGUGAAAAACAACAUACUUGCAGACGACAUGCUUUGCCACUUGGUGUCUGCUCUUAUUGCUGGAUUUUGCGCAACGGUUCUGUCCUCUCCAGCAGAUGUGGUAAAAACCAGAUUUAUAAAUUCUCCACAAGGAUACUACUCAAGUGUACCCAACUGUGCAAUGACCAUGUUAACCAAGGAAGGAGUGCCGGCUUUUUUCAAAGGGUUUGUGCCUUCCUUCUUGCGACUCGCAUCCUGGAACGUCAUUAUGUUUGUGUGCUUUGAACAACUGAAACGAGAACUGAUGAAGUCCAGGCGGACAGUCGACGGUGCCACAUAA
Molecule: messenger RNA, 924 nt
Organism: Chrysochloris asiatica (Cape golden mole)
Lineage: Eukaryota; Metazoa; Chordata; Mammalia; Afrosoricida; Chrysochloridae
Gene: UCP1
Product: uncoupling protein 1 (mitochondrial, proton carrier)
Exons: 6
Coding region: 1-924 (307 amino acids)
Biological process (GO): mitochondrial transport; adaptive thermogenesis; mitochondrial transmembrane transport
Cellular component (GO): mitochondrial membrane
Molecular function (GO): oxidative phosphorylation uncoupler activity
Source: RefSeq, a predicted model, not a curated record